AUGUUCCCUAGUGCUGACCGUUGGUAUUAUUCAAGAGAAGAAAUCGAAAAUAACUCACCAUCAAGAAGAGAUGGUAUUGAUUUGAAGGAAGAAACUCGCCUACGCAAGUCAUACUGUUCAUUCUUGAAAGAUCUCGGUACCAAACUCGAACGUAACCAGGAAACAAAAACCACUGCUAUGGUAUUCUGUCACAGAUUCUUCCUUCGUCAAUCACACGCAAAGAAUAACAGAUGGACAAUUGCAAUAGUCUGCUUGUUCCUUUCUGCCAAGGUUGAGUCUACUCCGGUGGAUUUAAAAACCCUGAUCAUUGCUUCUAAUGAGAUAUUACACAAGAAGGUUAUUGCAGCUGAGCAUAGACAGGAAGUAUAUGAACAACAUAAGGAGCUUGUACUAAAUGGAGAGAAGCUUGUUCUUUCUACACUCAAUUUUGAUUUCAGUGUUGAUCUUCCUUACGAACCUCUUAUCAAAGCAAUGCAAAAAUAUAUGCUUGACGAGGCUACUCAGGGCGAGUUUCCUAAAAUUGCAUGGAAAUUUGUCCAUGAUAGUUUCUGGACGACACUUUGCCUGCAAUAUCAGCCUCGUCACGUAGCAGCUGGUGCUUUUUUCCUCGCUGCCAAGCACAUAAAAAUGGACGUGCAAUCAAAUGAAGAGAGCUGGUGUCAAUAUUUUGACAUCACGCCUCUUCAACUAAAUGAUAUCCGUGGCCAGAUGGGUGAGCUUUAUCAUCGUGCGAAAAAGCCUGUUCCAACAUCUACUGGAACCAUAGGGGAAACGAGUAACACUGGAAACGUAGUGCAGCAACUUGUCCCUACAGAGAGCUCUGAAAUUGAAGGAGGCUCGUCGAGUGUCAAUGAUGGUUCAGUGCAAGAUACGUCGAGGCCUGAAGGAGUUGAAGAAGACAGGCCAGACCGUGAAGCUGGAGAUAAUCAAGAAGAUAGUUGUGUUCGUGAUCCAGCUGCUGAGACAAGUGAUGAUUGA
Molecule: messenger RNA, 978 nt
Organism: Eruca vesicaria subsp. sativa (arugula)
Lineage: Eukaryota; Viridiplantae; Streptophyta; Magnoliopsida; Brassicales; Brassicaceae
Source: the annotation of a GenBank genome assembly